This is a messenger RNA of Colletotrichum higginsianum IMI 349063, 402 nucleotides long. Its product is annotated as Cupin. Bases 1 to 402 code for a protein of 133 amino acids. The transcript has 2 exons. NCBI's taxonomy places the organism in Eukaryota, Fungi, Ascomycota, Sordariomycetes, Glomerellales, Glomerellaceae. The record is from RefSeq and is a predicted model, not a curated record.
AUGGCUUCUCUUAUCCCUCUCAUCAACGACUUGCUACCCAUGAUCGUUCCCUCCUCGGUGUCCAUCACCAAAGCGAACACCCUCCGCGCUCCCGAUGCAACUCUGCCACCCGGUUCUGCUAACGAGGCCGAUGCCGUUGUCAGCAAAAGUGAUAGGCUCUGCGCAUCGGAUACCAUUGUUUACAUGGCUUCCGGGACCGGCCUCCUGCUUGUCAGCCCCGGUGCGGGACAAGACGUCAAGCGGCACAACAUGGCAGCGGGUGACUUUGCUUUCAUCCCUUCUUGGACGGAGCACCAGAUGCUCAACGAAUCGGACCAAGAUACCGUGUGGGUAAUUACUCGCAGCGGUCCCCAGCCGGUCAGGGUGGGCUUGACGGAUUGGGGAGGUGACCAGGCAAAGUAA